Molecule: messenger RNA, 1804 nt
Organism: Harmonia axyridis
Lineage: Eukaryota; Metazoa; Arthropoda; Insecta; Coleoptera; Coccinellidae
Product: potassium/sodium hyperpolarization-activated cyclic nucleotide-gated channel 1-like
Exons: 7
Coding region: 96-1733 (545 amino acids)
Source: RefSeq, a predicted model, not a curated record
GGGCAAAUCAGUCAGCCAUGUAAAAACUCGACUUUAUCAAAUGUCAAACAUAAGUCACCUUAACGCUUUCACGUGUUCCCUAGAAGUAAAGCAAGAUGAUAACUAGACAAAAAGUUCGUGCUGGUAGAGUAGCGAAAGAUCGAAAUGUUAGAAUUGCCAGGGAUUAUCGGCCAAUCGACAAUCAUGACUGCGCUUUGCCCUUGGCCGAAGAUUAUUUGUCCAUGUACCUAAAUGAUGGAUAUUUCGUUCUUUUGAGAAGAAAAUUGAAGCAACUAUUUUUGAUUUCCGAAAAACUCACCAGGACUAAGUUGGUAUUUAGGUCCACUUUGAGAAUUGGAAUGGAGAAACAGAGACAUCUGCGUUAUUUUUAUUGGACCAUUCAUCCAUUCAGCAGUUUCAGAUUUUACUGGGAGAUUUUUAUGGCUUUCAUAUUUUUAACAACAAUGAUUUACAUGCCUUUGUACGGUAUCAAUGUCUUGAAUCCAAUGAAAAGAAGCUGGAGCAAUACCUAUUAUCAUCUUUUGAAUGGAGUAUGCAUAAUUGAUAUGGUAAUCAAUUGUUUUACUGGUUAUCACGAUAAGAAUAAGGAGAUAGUGGUGCUGAAUUUGAAGCUAGUUCUAAGGCAUUACUUUUUCGGCUAUUUCAUUUUUGAUUUCAUUGCCACCCUGCCAUUGACGCAUAUCAUUGCAUUAGCCGGAAGAUCAUUCCAUCAAUGGUAUUGGACCAUUAAUCGUUAUGUGAGAGUGGUCAGACUUUUUACAGCAAUCAAGUAUCUGGAUAACCUGAUGGAUAUAAUCAAGUUGGAGAACCAUAAGAGGAUACUCCUAAACCGGUUGAUGGUUUUCACCAUCUUCAUCGAAUAUGCGACCUAUUUCGCCUUCCUGAGCAAAUUGUGGAUAGUGAGCGGCCUGUAUUUGUGGUCUCUCAACUACAGCAUCUUCGUGAAAUUGAUGUACUGCAGUCUGAGGACGGUGUUCCUCAUCAAACCGCACCAUUACGGCCUGGAGACCACCAGGAUCUUUAUCAUAUUUCAUCAGUUCAUUCUGUUGCAUUGCGGUAAUUUGAUGAACGCUUUUCUUCUGGCUAUGAUAUUGAGAAUAUACAACAGAACGAGUAUGGUGUUAAGAAAACAUGAACAUUUGGCCAGGCAGGUGAAGGAAUACGCUAAGUUCAAGGAGCUCCCCGAAUUCAUGGAUGAAAUUCUCCUGCAAUAUGUUGAUUUCAAAUUUGGCAGACGUAUCUACGAUGAAGAUCUCAUUCUCAGUACUUUGACGCCGCACAUGAAAGAUGAAUUGUUCUUCUUGUACAGCCAGAAAUUGGUCGAAAACGUGGAACUCUUCAAGGAUAUGCCCACUUCGGCAAUCAAGAGAAUUGCGGUGAGAUUGAAGCCGGAAAUACUACUGCCUAACGACGUCAUUAUACAGGCAGGCUAUGAGGGUUCCAGCAUGUAUUUCAUCACUGCCGGAAUCGUGGCUGUAUAUACCAUCAAUGGAAAAGAGGUAUGUCAUCUCACAGAUGGUGCCAAUUUCGGAGAGAUAGCACUACUGAUGAACGAAACAAGAACUGCAAGCAUUGUAGCUGCUGAUUUCUGUGAACUUUUCAAGUUGAAUAGGAAAGAUUUUCAAGAGGCAAUCGAACCAUUUCCAGAGCUUAAGGAGAGGAUGGUCCAGAUAGCUAGGGAAAGAUAUACAACGAUUUUAGCUUUUCCGACUGAAGAUAACAGUGAAAAUUAAAUUGCUUUUUAUUCGAUAGGAAAUAUGUUGUUGGUAUUGAGUUAAAUUAAUUAAAUAAAUAAUUUAUUUUU